GAAUCCAACUCAUUACGGGUAUGGGAUUGAAUUAAUUGAUGAAGUUACCGGAGAUUUUUUAGAAAAAGAUAAGUUAGAAAGAAAGUUAGUAAGAAUUGCUGAACCGGGGGAGGAAAUGAUUGAAGAGAUGCCAAGGAAAGUAGUAGUAAUUAUUCUAGUACAGCAUGGGGGAGCAAAAGAAGGGAUAGAAAUUUAUUAUAAACCUGAAUUACUUCUUCAUAUCAAAGAAGAUUUUUUGAUGAGUUCUGGUAAAGUAAUAGUAGUAGAAAUGAAACUCCAAAAAUUACCAGGCUUAAAUAAGCCAGAAUUUCCCGAGGAUUAUAAAUUUAGUCUGAUUGCCUAUAACAAGGUAAAUGAAAGUGAGUAUAUUUUAGUUGAUAAUCAUGAUCGGAAGGGUCCUCAUUGGCACGAUAACGACAGUAUUGACCGCAUGGCGGAUAGUUUUCGUCAAGCGGUUCGAGGAGAAUUAAAAUUAGUGGAACCUAAUAUUAUGCGUUCGAGUAGCAUUGAGGCACUUUUAGUUGGAGUUAAUAAGGAGAGGUUAGAAUUAUUUUCAGUUUUAGUAGAAAAAAGACCGGAUAAUUUAUCACAAUUGGCGGAGUAUUUAGAACGAGAUUAUCAAGUGGUUUAUCAGGAUGCUAAGCUUUUGACCCGGUGGGGUAUUAUUCA
This is a messenger RNA of Racocetra persica, 669 nucleotides long. Lineage: Eukaryota; Fungi; Glomeromycota; Glomeromycetes; Diversisporales; Gigasporaceae. The record is from the annotation of a GenBank genome assembly.